This is a messenger RNA of Trachymyrmex septentrionalis, 1384 nucleotides long. RefSeq names its product cytochrome b5-like (gene Cyt-b5). Gene Ontology annotation, cellular component: intracellular membrane-bounded organelle; membrane. The transcript is spliced from 4 exons. The record is from RefSeq and is a predicted model, not a curated record. Gene Ontology annotation, molecular function: heme binding. Bases 327 to 761 code for a protein of 144 amino acids. NCBI's taxonomy places the organism in Eukaryota, Metazoa, Arthropoda, Insecta, Hymenoptera, Formicidae.
CCUUCACAAAUUAAUCCGAAAUUGCUUGAAAAAUUAUACAAGUUUCUCUUCAUUCUCUCAGGAAUCAGGAAUCAAGUUACACAUCGACAACUGAUGAUAACUCAAAAUUAUCAAGAUCUACCAAAAACGCUGAUUAUAUCGUGACCAAAGUCCAACUUGUCGAAUUAUUUCGUGAACGUUACUAGUCGUGGCAGUUGAUGUUCAAACGGGAACAUCGGUGACGAAUUAAGAGGAAAAGCGCUGAGUCAAUCGACGCAAGUCGUUUCCUAAAGGAUAGUGAUCUCGAAUUUCGUCAGCAAAGAAAAACUAAAGACACGCUAACUGAGAUGGCAACUCAGAAUCUUAAAGAUGACACCGCCGCUGCUACUUCAGCUGGCAAACUCUUCACGCGGGAAGAAGUGGAAAAGCAUGCUGAAACUUCCAGAGAUACAUGGAUCAUUAUUCAUAAUAAUGUCUACAACGUCACUUCGUUUCUCAAUGAGCAUCCUGGUGGUGAGGAGGUACUUCUGGAACAAAACGGACAAGAUGCUACAGAAGCUUUUGAAGAUAUUGGACAUUCAACUGAUGCUAGGCAAAUGAUGGAAUCGUAUAAAAUUGGAGAGUUGGUAGAAACAGAAAGAACGGAAGAUUCUGGAAAGAAAACGAGGGACUGGUCUAAUGGAAAUGAAGACAGCUCUAGUUCGUGGUGGUCCUGGUUGAUUCCAAUCGCUCUUGGGGUGCUUGCCACCAUCGUCUAUCGCAACUUUAUCAGCGCAUAUUAAGACAUUCCGAGCCUUUUUUUCAUGUUAUUUACUUGUUAACAACUAUAUAUAUGUAUACAUAUGUAUUGAUAAACAAUUGUUGUACAAUUUUUCCGAAUGUAUGUCGCGUAUUGUUGUUUUCUAUGAACCAAAUAAUGCAUUUUCUGGCCUAGGAUAUCUUUACAAGAGAAAGGAAGAUAGAGAGGAAACGGCCGAUAAUGUGUACUAUAUAAUGAUAUACAAUAACAAAUAACGCGCAUUUAUAUAUUUAUAUGUAUACAUUUGUACACAUAGUAUAUAUAUGCAUAUGUACAUGUAGCGUUCAUACGCGACGUUCUCCAAAUUGACGAAAUAAAUUAAUUUAAUUCCUUAGAAAACAGGAUUCCCACGGAAUAAAGAAGUAAACCCGGUCCUUAAAUCCUAAAAACGAGAAAAAGACUACUACAAGAAGACCAUAACUGAUAGAAGUAAUUCGAUCAUCGAUCAAAACAUAUGAAACGAGUGAUCAUAUUUGCUAAUAUUAUUUGUAUAUUAUAGCAGAUUAAUCAAGAAGACUGCAUCGACUGCAUCACUGAUGAAGAGAUAAAAUAGCUGCAUUGAAAAUAUUUUCUAUAAUGAGUAUAAUAAAUUUGUAAUCACAUUUA